AUGAAAAUUCAAGAUGGUUGUCUUCGGCAAACCGACGAGUGUUCCAUUCACUUGUUAUGAACUUGGACACACAUGGUCACCUUCCUGUGUAAAGGCAUCACUCGGAGUGUCUUUUGAUGUCUUUAAAGAAGCACUGAAAAUAUAUGGAAGCCUCUAUUUGAUUGCUGGCAUUGUAAGGAAAAGAGGCAAGAAAUAUUUUCAGAAAAAAUGGUUAGCAGAAACUGGGCAGUCAACAUUGUUCCUUACAACAAAUGGAACCUUAUUUUUGGUGUUCUUCUGUCUAUGGAGGAAAAUCCUAGGCCGAUUCUUUUAUCCUACCUUGUCAUUUAUUCCUGCUGCAUCAGCUUCCUAUGCGGGAAUCCUCCUAGAGAGGCCGUCCAGAAGAGGCCUGCUUGCUAUCUACAUGGCAAACGUGGCUACUGAAACCUUCUACAGAAUGGCCAUGUCUAGAGGAUGGGUUGGUUCUCUACCACACGGGGAGGUACUGCUAUUCAGUGCAGCCACAGCCAUCUAUCUCUACCUCUUCAAGAGGAAUAGCCUGCCAUCCUCUACAAUAUCAGCUUUCAGGUUUCUGGUGGGCAAGGAUGAGCUACCAGCCUCAGUUUUGGAUGAGGAACCAACAGUCCGACCUUCCUCCCAGUCCCGAAUCAUAGGAAGGGGCACUCGAUUCACCACCCUGCAACCUGUUCUGUCCUGGCUACAAAACCAGUCUAAACAUCGUCUAUGUAAACACCACCAUAGCUGUGUUUACUAUGUACUCAAGGGGUUCACUAAGAUGUUUGGAUUAGGCUUUGUGAUCCAGGGAGGAAUCAAGGUUGUCAGCGCCCUGCCUAGGCUUGUCAAAAAUCCGAGUGCUCUCCUCCAGGCUGUCAAACACCGUGACAACUUCAAACUAGCAGCAUUCUUAGGAUGCUUCAAUGCUGUAUUCAGGGCUGUAAACUGCUGUUUAAGACAUAUACGUAACAGUGACAGUGAUAUACAUGGUCUACUGGCGGGGGUCCUGGCCGGCUGGUCUAUGCUGUGGUACAAGAGUGUCACUGCUGCCCUCUAUACUGCCUUUAAACUUGCAGAGGUUCUGUACUUUAAAGGAAUUGAGAAGAAUUUGGUGCCUUAUAUAAGAUGUGCUGAUAUUAUCAUAUAUUCCAUUUCCACUGCCUUUGUUUUUCACACUGCAGUUGUUGAGCCCCACAAUCUGCGACCAGCCUACUGGAACUUCCUACUCAGAGUCACAGACAACAAAUUUGCUCUGAUGAAUAGACAGCUAAUGGAACCAUUUGUACCUGGUUCGUCUAAACUUUUCCCUGGUUUCUGGCCAAACUACGAUUCUCGCUUCACAAGUCUUGUUCGUCCAGCAGAUUUGAUAAAGAGCUAACCUAAGCAAAAGACAGAAAAGAA
Mizuhopecten yessoensis (Yesso scallop) is the source of this 1395-nucleotide messenger RNA. Its product is annotated as transmembrane protein 135-like. The record is from RefSeq and is a predicted model, not a curated record. The coding region runs from base 14 to 1372 and encodes 452 amino acids. The transcript is spliced from 13 exons. NCBI's taxonomy places the organism in Eukaryota, Metazoa, Mollusca, Bivalvia, Pectinida, Pectinidae.